This is a messenger RNA of Nematolebias whitei (Rio pearlfish), 2250 nucleotides long. RefSeq names its product vacuolar protein sorting-associated protein 13B. The record is from RefSeq and is a predicted model, not a curated record. NCBI's taxonomy places the organism in Eukaryota, Metazoa, Chordata, Actinopteri, Cyprinodontiformes, Rivulidae. The coding region runs from base 1 to 2250 and encodes 749 amino acids. Gene Ontology annotation, molecular function: methyltransferase activity; 2-oxoglutarate-dependent dioxygenase activity. The transcript has 10 exons.
AUGAACCUCGGCAUUCUGCGUGACCCAGGCUCAGAGGUGGAAGAUCGUCAGUAUCAAAUCGACCUUCAGUCCCUCAACAUCGGGACUGCUCAGUGGGAGCAACUCAAGCCAGAGAAGGAGGGGGUCAAAGGAGGUGUGACAGCAGAGAAUGAGAGGAGCUCCCAGAAUCCUGCCCUAGAGUGGAACAUGGCUAGCAGUAUCAGGCGCCACCAGGAGCGUCGAGCCAUUCUCACACCGAUCCUCACAGACUUCUCCGUCCGGGUGACUGCUGCCCCGGCCAUCAUCUUCAGCAAGAAUCUGUCUCCAGACGGUGGACAGACCGAGGAAGUGGUGGUGUGUGGCCACUCUCUGGAGGUGAAUGUGACCAGCAGUCUGGAUUUCUACCUCAGUGUUGCCCAGGUGCAGCUCCUGCAGCAGCUUCUCAGAGACAACAUGGUGGGCCAAAAUGCUCCAGAGAAAAGUGCCCAGGCACGUCGACAAGAACAGAAGUGUGGCCAUCAAGAUCCUGCAACAGUCGGUGACUCUUCAUCACGAUAUAGUGGGACAGGACAGGACAGCGGUUUUGGCAGUGACAGUGCUCGCAUUCGGAUUGUCCAAAUAGAGCAACAGAGUGGGGCCAGCCACCACUGCAUUGCCAGGCCCUCACGGAAAUCCACAAUUACCAAGAACCUCAACUUCAUCCCUUUUGACAUAUUUCUCACUGCCAGUAAACUAUCUGUUAUGACUUAUGUCUGCUCUAGUACCCCUAAAGCUUUAACUACAUUGACUGAUACACCCAGCACACCAGAGAAAAGGGAACUCGGGGAUAAGGUGGGAAAGAGUGUCCUCAACCAUCCUGAAAUUGUGUCCGAGUCUCCUCCACCUUCGACCUCGCCAACCUCUGAUCAAACCCCAGUUGCCCAGAGUUCGCUUGCUGGCCUGACAGCUGAGGACAUCCUGAACAGCAACACCUCUCAGCCAGCUUCUCCGCUACUAAAAAGAAGCUUUUUCUCAAUUGAUGGCCUCCCCACUCCAACCCGUUCCUCAGCCCGCCAGUCACUGGGUAUUACCAUAGUGAGGCAACCAGGAAGACGAGGAGCUGGGGACCAGUUGUUGGAACCCCUCUUGUACCUCCAGGUUAUACAGCCUUCUAUUCUGCUCAGUUGUCACCAUCGAAAGCAGAGGAUGGAGCUGUCUGUUUUUGACGUGUUCCUGAAAGGAGUAUCUUCCAACUAUAAGUGCCUGGAUCCUGGAAAGACUCUGCCAGAACCUUUGGACUACAAUGUGUUUUGGCUGCAGACAGUAACAGGAGAGGUUGAUAGUAAAACGGGUAUUCCUCCUCCUCUGCUUUGCUUCCAGAUAAAAGAUUUCCUCAAUGGACCAGCCGAGCUGAACGUAGAUCUCUUUCGUCCCCUGAAAAUCAGUCCCACUUUGGCAAAGCUGGAACAGGCCAAAGCCUACCUGCAGAAAGUGCUGCCAGCCUCCACCGGGGACACCUCCAGUAAACCACCGUCUGCUUCAUCCUCUCCUCAACCAUCUCCUAAAAAGACUCCUCACAGGGUGUUUCCUCCUCGUUCUGACCCGCACCACGAGGCCUCGGCCCAGAGUACAGGCAGUUCUGUAAGGGCUCUGGCACUGUCCUUUCACAAGAUCUCCCUUCACACAGCACAGAUUGUUGUUGUCAUGGAGACAGAAACCCAUCCAAUGAGGCCCAACAUCACAGUAUCAUUAUCGGGCUUGACAGGAAGUCUCAGCAUGAAGUCGGGGCCUAAGGUAGAAGCAAACAUUCAUAGCUGCCACCCGUCCCACCCCCUGGUCCACGAAACAUCUGGGGAUCUGUACCUGGUCAUAGCAGCCCCUUGGCCAGGGGACAAGAUGGAGAGAGGGGGGAUUAAGUUGACACACAGUGAAGCCAGAGCCAACCUGAAGAGAGGCACCAGGAGGGCUCAGUCAGACUACAGGAGGAGGAUUGAUGACCAUUUGAACUCUAACAAAUACAGGCAGAGACUGUACUUCUUGAGAGUGCUCACGAGGAACAUCAUCACCCAGAGUCUGCUGGUGUCUUUCUACCAGUGCUCCAUAGAGAGCAUUGUAACAUACUGCAUCAAUGGGUGGUAUUUUAGCUGCACAGUGGCUCAGACAAAAGUGAUCCAGAGAGUUAUCAACACAGCCCCGAAGAUUGUGUGCUGCCCUCUUUUCUCACUGGAAGGUCUACACAGUUGCCACUGCAUAGGAAAAUUCCACAACAUCUUAAAGGACAAAGACUUUUGA